This is a messenger RNA of Protobothrops mucrosquamatus (brown spotted pit viper), 960 nucleotides long. RefSeq names its product MKRN2 opposite strand (gene MKRN2OS). The record is from RefSeq and is a predicted model, not a curated record. NCBI's taxonomy places the organism in Eukaryota, Metazoa, Chordata, Lepidosauria, Squamata, Viperidae. The transcript has 4 exons. The coding region runs from base 74 to 739 and encodes 221 amino acids.
UCCAAUUCUACUGACUUCUGUUUAUUAAAUACAAGUUGGAAAACAGGUUCAUUUAUCCAAGGAAGGACUAAUCAUGCAACCGCUGGAUUCAGAGAGAGCCUUAAUUAAGGUCACCCACUGUGACAAAGACAUUUUUGGCUCCUUUGUUCCAGAGAACUGCCCACUAUGUGGGCAAAGGCUGAUUUACAGAAGUCUGGAAGAAGCACCUGUCAGUAUUCCAAGCCCAUUUGUUAAUGGACACGGAGAAAAAUGUUCUUUUUUACUGAAGCCCACUAUAGGAACAUUUCUAAGAGAUUAUGAUGGAGAUUCUGACCUUCAUGUUGGAAUAACCAAUACCAAUGGUUUGGUUUAUAAUUACAAUGAAACUGGUAUUACCAUUGCUGAAUAUGGAUGGGAACAAUGUGUAAGCAUUCCACUUGUGCAGCCUGAUAUGUAUGCCCUCCUUAAUCAAUGGGAUACUUAUCUAGAACAAUUUUCAACAACAGAUAUUUGGCUUCCACACAGGUAUGAAGAAUGUUUCCAUAAUUGUUAUACUUAUGCACUAACAUUUAUUAACUGUGUGCUGAGUGCCCAAAAGCAACAACAAAUGAAUAAAAAUGAAUUUACAGAGAAAUUUGUAAUUCCGCGAACAAGAAAAGCUUCCAAAUAUAUCACUAUCUACAAAGAAAUAUGCAAGAAUGGCUUUUACGUUGUUGAUCAUCCUGCUCAAAAAGGCAGUACUUCUGCCAAUGCCAUUUGACUUUAGGCCGAAGCACUUACUGACAGGAAAUAAAAUUAAAAUAUUCAAGUUAAGACACAUAAGCGUUAUUCCUAUCUUGUUGUAAGGAAAGUGGGAAACAUUACCAUCAUACUUAAUUGGACAGAAAUCCAAGAGAAAUCAGAACUAUUUCCUAUUAUCCAUAAAACUGCAGAAACUGAAUCACAAUGUAAUCUUUCUAAUAAACGUCUUUUCUGUCUGAA